GCUUGGGUUUUCACGAUGAUGCAACCAGCAACGAGCGUAGUUCAGCCACACCAGCAGAACCACCUUCAAUACCAACAACAACAACAGUCAUGGAUGAUUAAGCAGCAGAUGUAUUACCACCAGCAACAACCCCCUCAGGCGGCUGCCACGGCGGUUCAACAACCCCAGUACUCGGCGUCCCAGCCCUCCAGCGCCGACGAGGUCCGCACUCUUUGGAUCGGUGAUCUCCAGUACUGGAUUGAUGAACAGUAUCUCAUCAUCUGUUUCGCCCAUACUGGCGAGGUGGUCUCUGCAAAAGUGAUCCGUAACAAGCAAACUAGUCAAUCAGAGGGUUAUGGCUUUAUUGAGUUCGCAAAUCAUCCUGCUGCGGAAAGAGCGUUACAAACAUAUAAUGGUACCCAGAUGCCAAAUAUUGAGCAGAACUACAGACUGAACUGGGCAUCCUUUGGUACAGGUGAAAAACGUCAAGAUACUACCCAUGACUACACCAUAUUUGUUGGAGAUUUGGCAUCUGAUGUUACAGAUGACAUGCUGCAAGAGACUUUCAGACCCCACUACCCCUCAGUUAAGGGUGCAAAGGUUGUAACCGAUAGGAUGACCGGAAGGACUAAGGGCUAUGGGUUUGUCAGGUUUGGAGAUGAAAG
Messenger RNA from Camellia sinensis, 644 nucleotides. The record is from RefSeq and is a predicted model, not a curated record. NCBI's taxonomy places the organism in Eukaryota, Viridiplantae, Streptophyta, Magnoliopsida, Ericales, Theaceae.